This is a messenger RNA of Zea mays, 1687 nucleotides long. Its product is annotated as zinc finger BED domain-containing protein RICESLEEPER 2. The record is from RefSeq and is a predicted model, not a curated record. The transcript is spliced from 3 exons. The coding region runs from base 961 to 1530 and encodes 189 amino acids. Lineage: Eukaryota; Viridiplantae; Streptophyta; Magnoliopsida; Poales; Poaceae.
GAACAACGCUAAGUCGCUAACCCUAGCUUCCGUGCGACCGUGCCUCCCUCCGCGCCUCGUUUCCGCUUCCGCCGCAGGUCGCUCGCCCGCAGGCACGCAACGCGCUCCGUGCCUCCCUCUGCACCAUCCGUGGACCGUGCCGCAGUCCCCUGCAGCCCUGCUCCGCCUUGCAGUGCUCCCCGUGCCCUGUUUCGACUUCCUGCCAUCGGCCGCUCGCCCGUAGGCCGCAGCGCGCUACCUACUCCGGUGCUCCAUUGUGCCCCGUUUAUGCUUCCUGCCGCCGGCCGCUCACCCACAGCCCACAGGCCGCAGCGCGCUGCCUGCUCUGGUGCUCCCUGCUCGAUAGCUCAGGGCCUCGCGUCUGUCGAGCAGAUCCUAGGCGGCCAGGCAUCCUCCUGCAUCUAGUGAUCCAGUCGUCCACGCGGACGACGUAGCCAGCCGGCCACGCGCCCACAUGCUGCUCGGCUGCUCGACUUCCUCCAGCAACAACAGGUCGACUUCCUCCCGGUAACUUGUUCCUGCUGAUUCAGUGAUUCCAAAGUAGCAGUGUAGCAUAGAUCUGCAGUACGUGCAGUUGAUUUCUUCACUAACCAUAUAUUUAUUUGUAGUUGGUCUUGAGGACUUGGGAUAAUGUCAUCGAGCAACAACAAUCAUGACCAUAAUGUCAAUGAAUCACAGUCACAACAGGGUUCUUUACCAUCUGUUAAUGACUCUGAAGCAGUAGGAGGAAAUGCGGAAGUGGAAGAGAUUGAAGUUUCUGAUGAUGAAGACUAGGAAGGUGGUGUUGGUUCAAAGAGAAAGUUGACUUCAGCUGUUUGGAAAGAAUUCAAAUGGGUUAAAGUAGGGGUUAAAAUUAAAGCAAAGUGUAACUGGUGCGCAAAGAAACUUGGAGGAGAGACAAAAAAUGGAACCAAACAUCUACACAAUCAUCUCAAGACAUGUCCAUACAGUAAAAGCAAAAUGACCGGACAAAGCAAGACAUUUAGCCAAAGCUCAUUGAGGUUUGGUUGUCGUGAUACAGGGAAAGUGUUAGUGGAGAACUAUACUUUUGAUCGAGAAAUUGCUAGAAAGGAGCUUGCAUCUAUGAUGGUUUUGCAUGAAUACCCAUUAUGCAUGGUUGAUCAUACAGGAUUUAGAAGAUUUGUUAGCACACUUCAACCUUUGUUCAAAAUGGUGACAAGGAACACUAUUAGGAAUGACAUCAUGAAGCAAUAUGAGAUAGAAAAGAAGAAAGCCAUUGCUUUCAUGGCAGGAAACAACUCUAGGGUUGCUAUCACUACUGAUAUGUGGACUGCAGACAACCAAAAGAAAGGCUACAUGGCUAUCAUAGCCCAUUUUAUUGAUCAAUCAUGGAAGCUUAGGAGCAUUGUGAUGAGGUUCAUUUAUGUGCCAAGUCCACAUACUGCUGAGGGUAUACUGCCAUGUGUCAUCUUAUUUAUGUACUCUUGUUGGAACUGUAAUCUUGAAGUAUGGACUAUGAACAGAACUUGUGUUUGGAUUUGGUGUAUCAUUCAUGUGUGUAAUAGCUAGUAGCCUGGUACUGCUAUGUGGCAUUGUGGCUGUACUAUAUACUAGGGUUAUUACUUACUAUUGUAUUAGUGACUUGUGAUGUACCAUGCCAUAGUUGUAAUAGCUGCUAUGAUUUGUGUUGUUUAUAUAUUUGCAAAUGUAAUAUGCUGUUGAUUUA